ACUUGUGGUAAUUAGACAAAGCUGCAAAGCUUAAACUUGUCAAAAAGCAUGUUGAUGUUUGUUUAUGCUUCUGAUUCAAAGCACAGUGUCGUGACCAUGAUAUUUCAAUAAGCAAAUAAUCAAACACUUGUCAGGCGUAGCAGUAGUAGUAUUGCAUAACCGCGAAAUGACUACCAUUUCAAACCUAACAAACUCUCUCCCACUCCAUAUCCGAAAGUUCAAGUUCCCACCUUCAUCUUCAUCUCAAUCUCAUCGUUUUCCUCUUUCCACUCUCUCAUGCUCCCUUCCCGAACCACAACCACAACCCCAACCCAGCAACACAACUUCAAAUUCCAAAACCCCCAAUCCCAAUUCCAAUUCCAAUGCCAAUGCCAAUUCCUAUUUCCCAAAGCGUGGCCAAACCAUCGAAUUGCUCUGCGAAUCCCUCGCCUACAAAGGCAAAGGACUCUGCAAAGUCACUGAAACCGGUUUCGUCGUCAUGUGCGACCGUGCACUUCCCGGCGAACGAUUCAUUGGUCGUGUCACUCGCAAAAAGGGAAAUUACGCUGAGGCUACUAAGCUUGAAACUUUAACUCCUCCCUUUGACAUUGUCGAUGCGCCUUGUGUUUAUGUUCCUCAUUGUGGUGGUUGCAAAACGCAGAAUUUGUCUUAUCAGGCUCAGAUUAAAGCUAAAGAGGAACAAGUUCGUGAUUUAAUCGUACAUGUUGGAAAGUUUUCUCACAAAGAUUUGGAAUUGCAUGGUAUUAUGAAGCCUAUUGUUCCUUGUGACAUUCAGUUUCAUUAUAGAAACAAGAUGGAAUUCUCAUUUGGUCCCCAUAAAUGGUUGCCUAAAGAGUUACUGCACGAAAGAAAUGUUGACGGCGGAAGUGAAAAUUAUGCAUUGGGAUUGCAUAUUCCUGGUUUUUUUGAUAAAAUUCUAAAUGUUGACAAGUGCUUACUGCAAACUGAUCCUGCUAACAAGGUUCUUGCAGCUAUCCAAGAAUGUUGGAGAGAUCCUCAACUCGGUUUCUCUCCCUACAAUGUUCAUUCACACUUAGGAUUUCUUAAGCAUUUGAUGCUGAGAAGUGGAAGAGAUGUAAUGACCGGUCUUCCUGAAAUAAUGGUCAACUUUGUGACCUCUUCCUACAAACCCGAGUUGCUGAAGGUCCUAGUUGAUAAAGUUUCUGCAUUUACCGAAGUGGUAAGCGUCAUGAAUAAUGUAAAUACUUCUGUUGGUAACACAUCUGUUGGGGAGGAGGAAUACACUUUGUACGGGAAAUCUAGCAUUACAGAGACUUUAAGAGGGCUUAAAUUCCAAAUAUCAGCAAACUCUUUCUUUCAAACAAAUACUCAUCAGGCAGAAGUUUUGUAUAAACUUAUAGAAGAAUGUUCCGGCAUUAGAGGAGAUGGCUCAGAAAUUGUCCUGGACCUGUUUUGUGGAACAGGCACUAUAGGUCUGACACUUGCAAGAAGUGUAAGGCAUGUUUAUGGCUACGAAGUAGUUCCUCAAGCCAUCUCAGAUGCCCGACUUAAUGCUGAGAUAAAUGGCAUACAAAAUGCAACCUUUGUUCAGGGUGAUCUUAAUAAAAUUGACGAGAAUUUCGGGAAGAACUUUCCUAAACCUGACAUUGUUAUUUCAGAUCCCAACCGCCCAGGAAUGCACAUGAAGUUGAUUAAAUUCCUGCUAAAUCUUAGGGCAUCUCGCAUAGUCUAUGUCUCGUGCAAUCCUGCCACAUGUGCACGUGACCUUGAUUAUCUCUGUCAUGGUGUGGCAGAGCUGAAUAUAAAAGGUUGUUACAAGCUAAUAAGCCUACAGCCAGUUGACAUGUUCCCACACACACCUCAUAUUGAGUGUGUUUGCCUUCUAGAGCUUUGCUGAUCAGUGAUCAUUUAAACCUUUCCAUUUCGAGGAGAUAACAAGCUUGGGUCUUCAAGUUGAUAAAUGGGAAGGCACACACUUUCAUGCUGCAAGAGCCUCCAAAGGUUGGAUUAGUUCUUAACCUCCAAAUGUGGAUUAUUAUUCCUUUUCAUGCGACCGGUCCAUCAUCAAGUAGCCCAUAUCCUAAAGUUGUCAGAUUGUUGCAUAAUUGAAGAAGAUUGAGGUGCAAUGCAAGUGCAUGUUUGGUCAUAUGAGUAAACAAUACUCUUUGUGAAUAUAUCAUAUAUAUUCAGUGUGAAGUAUCACUCAUAGUCUGUUCUUUACCUCUGUCUUUGUAAUGUUUCAAGACUAGGUUCUGCUGUCAUGCCGGGGUAAGAAAAUAAACAGUAUCAACAGGGGUAAGCUUUCAAUUCAUUUUUGAAUGUUGUAUUGAUAUCAUUAUUCAAAGGGGGUACUAACUCAAACUGAUAGCAGCCUUGAAUCUUGCCGAUAUAUCCCCUAACUUGUAAGCUAAACAAGACCUGUAUGAUUCACAAUACUCAACGUAUUUUUGAAUGUAUGUUAAUGAAGAAUAGAAAUCACUUUAAUCUGUCAAAGACUUGGGUCGGGCAGAUUUUUGUCUCUAUUUCAUAAACACUUUUGUACAAGUAAUAUGAUUGGAUAAUAGAAUGAUGGUUAUAGAUUGUGUUCGG
Molecule: messenger RNA, 2550 nt
Organism: Cicer arietinum (chickpea)
Lineage: Eukaryota; Viridiplantae; Streptophyta; Magnoliopsida; Fabales; Fabaceae
Biological process (GO): RNA processing
Molecular function (GO): RNA methyltransferase activity
Source: RefSeq, a predicted model, not a curated record